AUGGAUGACGAGGUUAAGAACGCGCAGGGGCAGUGGACCCCCCUGCUAAUGUGGACCAGUCUCGCAGUACUGGUUCCGGUCCUGAUUACGUUGUGGUGUGGGCUGCGGCGGGCCAAGCGAGCUUUGCGUCUCCGACACCUGUGCCGCACUAGCCGGCACGCCUGGCGCUACACGGACCUGUUCGGCAAACCCACCUACUGCAGCUCGUGCACGCUGCCCCUCCUGCACGGCGCCUUCUGCGAUUGCUGCGGGCUGUGCGUGCACGAGCGAUGCGCGCGACCCGCAGAGAGGGCACACAUCUGCAAGGAGAUCGCGGCCCCGGCAGAACCAGGUGGAGGGUUUCGGCACCGGUGGGUCCGCGGUAACGUUCCGCUGGCCAGCUAUUGCACAGUCUGUACGCAGCAAUGCGGCACUCAGCCCAGUCUGUGCGAUUACAGGUGUGUAUGGUGUCAGAUCACGGUUCAUGAUGACUGUAAGCCGGCUCUGAGCAUUGAGGAGCCAUGUGACUUUGGUGAGUUCAGAUCCGUCAUAAUUCCUCCGUCAUACCUGUACCAGGUGAACAAACUGCGGCGCAGACACCCGGACGAGUACUGCAAGCUUGCAGUAGCUUGUGGUGAUGGAUGGACCCCCCUGCUGGUGCUCGCUAACACACGCAGUGGAAACAACAUGGGCGAAGUGCUGCUUGGAGAGUUUCGUACCCUCCUAAAUCCAGUGCAGGUAUUUGAUCUAUCCGAGAUAGCCCCAGCUAAAGCGCUGCAGUUGUGCACUCUGCUACCCCCUGGCUGUGUACGUGUGCUGGUGUGUGGAGGAGAUGGUACAGUAGGCUGGGUGCUGGAUGCCAUUGAUGGCAUGAAACAGAAGGCUCAGGAUCAGUUCAUUCCACGGGUCACCAUCCUUCCUCUUGGAACAGGGAACGAUCUGUCAAAUUCUCUGGGGUGGGGUUCUGGAUACGCUGGGGAGAUUCCCAUUGAGCAGGUGAUCAGGAAUGUGCUGGAGGCCGAAGUUAUCAAGAUGGACAGGUGGAAAGUUCAAGUCGCCUCUAAAGGAAACUACUUCCGCAAGCCAAAGGUUUUGUCCAUGAAUAAUUAUUUCUCUGUUGGUCCAGAUGCUCUGAUGGCUCUAAACUUUCACACACACCGUGAAAAAACACCGUCCUUCUUCUCCAGCCGCAUCGUUAACAAGGCGGUGUAUUUUAUGUAUGGAACCAAAGACUGCCUUGUGCAGGAAUGCAAGGAUUUGGACAAAAGGAUCGAGCUGGAGCUGGAUGGAGAGCGGGUACCCUUACCCAGUCUGGAAGGCAUCAUUGUGUGUAAUAUUGGAUUCUGGGGUGGAGGCUGCCGGCUGUGGGAGGGCAUGGGAGACGAGCCUUGUCCUCCAACACGGAUGGAUGAUGGACUGCUGGAGGUGUUAGGGGUGUUUGGUUCAUUCCACUGCGCUCAGAUUCAGGUCAAACUCGCCAACCCUGUUCGACUCGGCCAGGCUCACACAGUCAGGUUGGUCCUGAAAAGUUCACGCAUGCCCAUGCAGGUGGACGGGGAGCCAUGGGCUCAAGGCCCGUGCACCAUCACCAUUACCCAUAAAACCCAGGCUUUCAUGCUGUACCAUAGCGCCGAGCAGACUGACGAUGACGACGAUGAAGAGUCCAGCGCCUCCGAGUCUGAAAGGCCUUCAGCUGAGACCAAUCACACUCCAAAGAAGGGGUCAGUCUGUCAGUAAGACUUCGGCUGUGUCCCAAAUGCAGCAUUUGCAAUGCAGUUUUGAGUAUGGUAAACAAGUGGUUGCUUCAAACGGAACAGCUCUGUUGGUAACCAUGGGAAAUGAAUCAUUGUAACUUGGGGUGAUGGUUGGUUAAAACCUACAUUACUGCAUUUUCUCAUCCAUCUAAAACUCUAAGCUAGGUUAGCGAUGAUUAUCUGCACUGGUUUUAUGCACUGCGUUAAACUAUCUGACCAUAGUUCUGUAGAGUCGAGCAGGGCGCCUAAAUGUUUUAGUAUUGUACACAAACUAACCAGCUGUGUUGUAUGUACAUUCAUUGGGCAUUAUAAGCAACACCAACCACAUAAAUGUACUUUGUGGGUAUACAAUUACUGACUGUAGCCCAUGUGUUGCUCUGUACACUUUGCCACCCCCUUUUCCUAUCCGUUAAUAAAAAGAGAGUCUCAGACCCUCACUGACAAGGUA
Molecule: messenger RNA, 2181 nt
Organism: Trichomycterus rosablanca
Lineage: Eukaryota; Metazoa; Chordata; Actinopteri; Siluriformes; Trichomycteridae
Gene: dgke
Product: diacylglycerol kinase, epsilon
Exons: 11
Coding region: 1-1716 (571 amino acids)
Molecular function (GO): ATP-dependent diacylglycerol kinase activity
Source: RefSeq, a predicted model, not a curated record